AUGGCCGAGGCGGUUGCCAAGGAGAGAGCAUUGGAUGCGACGGUCAACGUGGUAAGGGUCCAGCACAAGAAGGGCCAUGCCAUCCUCGACCGCGGCGAGGAGUCGCCUGCUGGCAUCAGGCCUGACCAGUUGCCCCUGUGCGAUUUCACAGAAGGCGAAGCGCCAGUAAGGCACGUCGUGGACAUCAUCUCCGAGCACGUCGGCGAAGUCCCAAAAUACGACAUUCGCAAGUGCCUGGGCAGACAGAACCCUGCCUACGGUGAGCUCCCAGAACCUUUCCGCUUGAAGGACGCGGGUGGCGUCUCGUACCACAUGUCUAUAUUCGCCAUUUCCCUCGAGGGCGGCAAGUUCGCGGCGGUCAAGGUGAUCGAGAUGGUGGACAAGCAGAAGAAGGGCUUCUUGAAGGGCUUGUGCGUCGGAGCGCCCCAAAUGAUCAGUUGGGGCGAGAUUGGCGGGUCGAACGCCCAUCGCAACCUCAAGGCCUUCCAAUGCAUGAUCGAGGGGCUGGGCGGCUUUCAAGCCCGCGCGCUCGGGUUGGCCCCCUCCUCAAAGGAGGAGGGCGAACUCGACGAAGACGCCGUCGAAGCAGGCUUCGAUUACAUCUACGACGAGGGCCCGCGGCACACGGAGAAGCUUAUCCAGCUGAAGUGGAUCGCCAAGAGGACCCACAAGCAGGCGAACUGCCCGAUCGCUGGGUGGCGGGACGGGCUGGUGAAGGAGGCGUCGCGCCAGCUCGCGCAUGCCGGCGCCUUUGCGACCGCGCAGACUUUCUUCGGCAUGACAAUGGCGGACUGCGAGAUGUACAUGGUAGACUUGGGGGCGCGCCUGAUGGCGUCGAGGAAGCUCAAGGGUAACUGGUUCCUAGGCAAAGCUGGGAUCGGAAAGCCCCCAUACAUCAAGUCUCUCAUGAUGUGCUUCAGCCGCCAGGCGCGCGUCGACGCGAUGGGGCGCACCGAGGAAGCACUCAACGGAUCGUACCGCGUGUGCUCUGAGAUGGAUUUCUUCAGGGGUCGCCCUGGGCUGGUUGACGCGCCUGACAUCUUCGACGACGGCGACUCUUCCACCCAGCGCCCCAGAGUUCUCAAGGCUUUCGGUGACAUUGCGUCAGAGGAAGCGGUGGCCAUGGCGCGGUGGGCUGGUCGUCGGUGGGCCAAGGGUCAGCCCAGAGCGUUGCUGGGCAACAAGUACGACCAGCGCGCAGAGCCUGCCGCGCAAGGGGCCGCCAACUCCAAGAACGGCGCCGAGACCAUCACGCAUGAGCAGAUCAUGUCUUUGAUCCGCCCAGCCUGGCCAAUCGACAUGCUGUAUCCAGACCAAGUGGCCGUUCCCAAGCGCAACAACUUCGUCGUGCAGACUGACCUCUGGCUCUACAUUCGGUUUGCGACAGAGGACGAGGUGCCUGUUCACAGGUUCCCAGUGCCCGAGAAGCGGACGUGGAUCCGCAAGACGAGCGAACCCAAGUGCGGCGCCAUCCUCGAGGGGGCGGCGGGCGUGCCUGACGGGUACAAGGCGGCAUUGGAGUGGGAGUGCCGUUGGGCGGACCACGUGCUGCGGGGCGGCCCAGCGCCUGGCCCGCAGCCCAUUGACCCGAUGUGGACUAGGAGCGACGUGCCGCUUGACGCCGGCCAGGCCGCAGAAGCUUUCAACGACAAGCAGCGCGUGACCGAGUUCCUCCGCGAUGUGCCCGCGGAGCACCGCGCGACGUCGCCCGACCCUUUCGCGGAUGGCUUCAGGCGCGACCGCCGCGGGGUUGACAGCGACGACUACGAGGACGAUGAGGAUGAUGAUCCGCCGCGCGGGACCCUCUCGCAGGAGCUCGAGCGGCUGCGGGGUCUCCACCAGGCGGGCGCCAUCACGCUCGUGGAGUUCAACUCCUUGAAGAAGAGCGUGAUCGGAGAGCUCGCGCCCGCCAAGAAGGAGAAGGGCAAUGCCAAGCAGGAGCGGGCGCGCCGCACGCCGAUCAAGAAGGACCCCGCUGGCGCGACCAUCAACCGUACUUCUAAGCCCUCAACAGGCGUCGUGGCGAUCGGCUCGGAUUCGGACUGA
Prorocentrum cordatum is the source of this 2046-nucleotide messenger RNA. Lineage: Eukaryota; Dinophyceae; Prorocentrales; Prorocentraceae. The record is from the annotation of a GenBank genome assembly.